UAUACCAAUUUUGCAAUGCAAAAAGAUAACCCAAGUUAUGGAUUGCAAUUUUUGCACAAAAGACAUUUUAAACCCAACUGCUGAUUGACAAGAAACUCUCUUUUUCUCUCUCUCUCAGUGUCCAACUUUUCUUUCUUUCUCCACUACUUCUUGAUUCCUUUAGGCCUUAUCUCACCCCACCCCCCCAAAAAUUCCUAAGGUUUGGAAAUAAGGGUUAGACCCAAAAAUUCAAGAAAGUUGCAGAUACAGAAUCAGAUCUUAUCAUUAGUUUUUCUUGCAUAGUUUUGUGAAUUAUGGCGACCAUACAGCAUAGAAAUACUAGAGAAAAAUUUGUGGAUAAGCAUGAAGAUGGCAAGUUAAAACAAGAAGGAAAAGAAGACCUAUCGGCAGCAAAUCAACAGGUACCCACUACAUCCCCUGCCUCACCACCUUCAGCAUCUUCCUCUCCUUCUCAUGAAUUCUCCUUCACAAUCUCUCUCCAUUCUUCCUCAACAACAGUCCCUGAUAAGGCCAAAACUCCUCCUCCUUCAUUUGCUAUUGAUUUGUCUCCGGCAGAUGACAUUUUCUUCCAUGGCCACUUGCUUCCCCUCCAUCUCCUCUCUCACCUUCCUGCCUCUCCUCGCUCAUCCACCAAUUCUUUGGACAGCUUUACCCUCCCCAUCAGAGAAUUAUUAUCUGAUAAAAAAUCCAACAAGAGUAACAACAACAACAGCAGCAAGCCCGGAAAUAGCAGCAACAACAAGAACAACAUUAACAGCAGCAGCAAUAAAACAAAUCAACAUCAAAGCAGCAAUGGCGAGACAAAAGCUAGAAGCAAGCCUAAGCCUUUCUCUUUAUUCGGAUGGCGAAAAGGGUGUGAAGUUAGAGAAACAGAAGACAAGGAGAAGCAAAAGAAAAGGCUGAGAUUCGAAGUAAGUCAUAUACUAAAGAGGUACGUGAGAAUGGUUAGGCCAUUAUUGUCCUUCAAAGGAAAGAAGGAGAAUCUCCAUAUACACAAGAAUCCCUAUUCGUUUCCAGGCAAUUUAAACUUGAGAAAUAAGCAGGAGUUGCGAGGAAGGAGAGGAGAAUUCUCAGCACCUGCUUCCAUGAGAACCUCUCCAACAAACAGUGGCCUUCUUGUGGCAACUGCAACCCUUCCUUCUCCAACUAGUGAUAGUACCAUGGAGGAAUUGCAGGCUGCAAUUCAAGCAGCAAUUGCUCACUGCAAGAACUCCAUUGCCACCGAAGAGAAGAUCAAAUGCUAAGCAAUUUUACAUUUGAUUUUCCAAUUUUUCUUACUCAAUUUCGUUUCCUGUUUGUUGUAAACCUAUGUAUAAAGUGGUAUAUAAAAGUAUGAAAUGAACUCGAAAUUUCUAAUAA
Molecule: messenger RNA, 1359 nt
Organism: Hevea brasiliensis (rubber tree)
Lineage: Eukaryota; Viridiplantae; Streptophyta; Magnoliopsida; Malpighiales; Euphorbiaceae
Product: BRI1 kinase inhibitor 1-like
Exons: 1
Coding region: 294-1244 (316 amino acids)
Cellular component (GO): plasma membrane
Molecular function (GO): kinase inhibitor activity
Source: RefSeq, a predicted model, not a curated record